UUUUCUCUUUGGUUAGUUCGUCGUGGAAAUUCGUACUGAGUGGACGUGCACCAUGUCUGAAGCAUUUAAACUUGGUGAUCUAGUUUGGGCUAAAAUGAAGGGUUUCAGCCCUUGGCCCGGCCGGGUAGCGAUUCCGACUCCGGAAUUGAAGCCUCCUAAGAAAGCUAUGAACGUACAAUGCAUUUACUUCUUCGGCACGAAUAAUUACGCGUGGAUUGAAGACAACAAUAUCAAGCCCUACCAGGAGUACAAGGAGCAGCUCAUCAAGUCCUGCAAGACGGCCGCCUUCAAGGAGGCUGUCAAUCAGAUUGAAGAGUUCAUUGUUAAUCCAGAGAAAUUUGGUGACUUGGAUGACCACGCGCUCAAUGCUGAGGAAGAAUUUGAUAAGCUGAAGGAUGUUCUGGAGGAAGAAGAGAGCAGCCAAGAAGAGAAGGCGGCAGAAGAAGCAGAGGCCGCGCCCUCAGAGCCCGCCGCUAAGAAGAAGAGUGCUACUCCCAAGAUACGUUUGGGCAUUUCAAAGGUGAAGCCUAUUAAACGGUCGUCGUCGGCCGGGAUCAAGGGCACCCCUCGCAAGAAGACCAAGAGCAGCCUGUCCCGGUCCUACACGGACAUCGACGUGGGGAACGAGAAGCCCUCGAUGCUCAACCACUCGUUCUCCAAGAAGUCCAGCUUGCUGAACCGCCCUUCGAAUAUUCUGACACCUGACACUCCACCUCUCGACCUGGAGAAUGUAUCGGAGACUCUGCUGGAGAAGAACAUCAAGGCGAGCCAGAUGAAGUUCGGCUUCCUCGGGCUCGGCAUCAUGGGCAGCGGCAUCGUCAAGAACCUGCUCAACUCCGGACACAAAGUCGUCGUGUGGAAUAGAACUGCAGCUAAGUGCAAAGACUUCGAGAAGGUGGGCGCCACCAUAGCCGUGACGCCAUGCGACGUAGUGGAAGAAGCAGACAUCACAUUCUCCUGCGUGGCAGACCCUCAAGCAGCCAAAGAGAUGGUGUUCGGCAACUGUGGUGUGCUGCACUGUCCGUCGCUGGAGUCCAAAGGCUACGUGGAGAUGACAUCAAUAGACGCGGACACGUCGCACGACAUCGUGGAGGCCAUCAGCGGCAAGGGAGGCAGAUAUCUCGAGGCACAGAUCCAAGGCUCGAAGACCCAAGCGGAGGAAGGCACCCUGAUCAUCCUGGCGGCGGGUGACCGCUCCCUGUUCGACGACUGCCAGUCUUGCUUUAAGGCGAUGAGCAAGAACUCCUUUUACCUUGGUAGUGACAUCGGCAACGCGUCGAAGAUGAACUCAGUGCUGCAGGUGGUGGGCGGCGUGUCGCUGGCGGCGCUGGCGGAGGGGCUCGCGCUGGCGGACCGCGCCGGCCUCAACCAGGCCGACCUGCUCGACGUGCUGGCGCUCACGCCGCUCGCCUCGCCGCAUCUCAUACUCAAGGGCCGCGCGAUGAUCGAGUCGUCGUACUCGACGCACCAACCGCUGAUGCACAUGCAGAAGGACCUGAAGCUGGCGCUAGGCCUGGGCGACGCGCUGGAGCAGUCCCUGCCGCUGUCGGCCACCACUAACGAGAUCUUCAAGCACGCCAAGCGCCUCGGCUACGCCAACCACGACGUGGCCGCCGUCUACAUCCGCGCCAGAUUCUGAUCCGACCGCACGCCGCCCAAACAACCACACACACUAGACACAUCCUCUUAACUCCAAUACUUUAUUUAUCCUUCAGUUGUAUCCAUAUCUGAGGUAAACGCGAUUGUUAUUGAAAAUAACUAUUGUAAAGGAAUAUAUUGCGGUUUGUUACAGUGACUCCCCAAGGAAAUCUUUAGGUGAGUAUGAAAAAGUAUUUUGGAUCCUUUGAUUCCUUGUCCGCAUCAAACCUCAGUUUUAUCUUAAAAUAAUUUUGCAAUAUAGAACUACGUGUUGCAAAAGUAUCUUAAUUAAGGCCGUUUUUGUCACCGGCCAGGUGCGACACAUACGGCACACCCAUCUUUUAACUAGAAAAUGUACAUGAUUCAUGAUACAAAGCAGCCAAGCCAACAUGUAGUUCAAUAGUCUUAAAGACAAAAAUCGCGUUUUAAUCAUUGAUUGUGUUUAAAUCGACUUACAACAUGACUAUGCCUCGAGUCGUAAGUGGACAUUACAAUUAAUUUAACUCAUUAUUUUGUAAGUAUAAUGAAGUAGAUUUUAAAUCAAUCAUAAUCGUUUUCGUCAGAAUCGUUUCAUGUCAGAGAUAAAUAUAUCUUAGGUUUUAGAUAGUAAAGAUGUGUUAAUAUAAAGUUUAUAAAACAUUGUUAACGAUAUGUAUUUACUGAGAUAUAAUCACACUGUCCAAAAAACACAUUAUAUUUAUAAAUGACAUUAGAAUUGAAUGUAAUGAGACGGCCCGGACAGCGCAAGUAUCUCGGUACAUAGAUUUCGUCGUUAAGUAGAAAUAAAUCAAAUAUCAUUUUGUAUAUUCUUAUAAUCUUGUUAAGACGGACCUGCUUACAGAAUGAGGAGCGAUAACAACGGUUAUUAACUACUUCAUAACCUAUUCCCGCAUCAAUGGUCUUUAUUUGUUUUAAACAGUAAUUUUGCCAAUAUCUAUCUAUAAAAUAAAUUGAUUUUAAUUUUUAAAAUUAAAUUGUUAAGCAUUUAAUAAAAAAUCGUGGAUAACCACAGGGUAACUUGUUAAUUAUUUAGUUAAAAUCAUUUUUUUUAUCAUAAAUACUAUUCUAAGACUUCAUUGGAACUAUUAUUCUCACCGCGUUAUACUUACAAUCAGAACACAUAUUUUAUUAUCAGUAUCUAUUAUUUUGUGAAUAAGCUAUCUCAUGACCAAGCUUUCCUAUCUCGUUUUUGAUCGAUGUUCAAUCAAUUGUAAUGAGAUACAAACCUAGUUUAUUUAGAUCACAAGAAUUCUCAUUUGUAUCUUUCUGUGUACAGUAGAAUAUAGACUUUAUUAAGGAGGUGUAAAGUUGAUAUGUGUGCGUUGUUUGAGGUGAAGUGUUGAGCGCAGUGUCAAUAUCAUAGAGACGUGUUGGACUUUUAAAAGCGUUGUUUAAAGCCAUCGCUUUUUAAUCUUAGUGUUUUAUAAACGCUGGACUUUGACUCAUAAUACUUUCUGUGCAAAUGAUUUAAUUAAUAUAGUAAUAGAUAAGAAUUAUUUCAGAGCGAGCAACAGCACAAAAUGUGUUGCAUUUUAUUAUAUAUCUUAUUUAAUUACAAUAGGCUCGAUCAUAUGCAGAUGAACUAUAUGUGUGACAUUCAUUUUAAUGUUGUAUUAGCCAGUUACAAGAAUACGUUAGCCAUAAAGUUUGAAAUGUUAAAAUGUUGUAAUAGAUUCGGAAUAAGUUUCCACCUAACUAGUAGUUCUGAUCAGUCUCAUUAUAACGAAGUAUUCAAUAGUUGUCAGUAAAUUCGAAUGUGGAGAUGUUAAUUUAAGACAAUUUAAGUUAAGUCACAAUGUGAAGUCUGUUUAAAUGAGUUAACUAACGGUGAACACUAAUUAUCUCAUUUCUGUUAGUGUUCCGGUAAUGUCUGAGGGUUCCAUCAAUCACUAUUUGUCUGAUGAUAAAGUAUUUUAUUAUUGGUAAAUUUCCAAUAAGGGAUAAAAUUUAAUUUUAUAUUAAAUACAUAAAAUGAAUUAAAUGAAAGUUUGACAGACAAUCAUUUAAUAUUAAAUUUAUUCUUACAAAGGUACGUUUUAAACACAGCAAAACUGCAGUGCUUCUAAACCACACCUAUCUCGAAGCACUUGAUUUUAGUUUAAAAACAGCGACGAUUAUGAAAAAAUCAUUUGAAUAUUGACUAAAAUGUAAAUUGUGACCAUAAUUAUUUAGGACUAAGAUUAAAAUAAGGACUUAUAAAAAUAAAUUGUUACAGUCCAAAGUGGUGUAUGUUGCUUUAUGUUACGUAUUUCUUUCAAAUGAUUGUCAUCUUUAAUUAGCUACAAUAAACUAUGUUUAUUAAUUA
Trichoplusia ni (cabbage looper) is the source of this 3943-nucleotide messenger RNA. It is a transcript of the gene Ndf, whose product is annotated as putative oxidoreductase GLYR1 homolog. Bases 53 to 1639 code for a protein of 528 amino acids. The transcript is spliced from 12 exons. The record is from RefSeq and is a predicted model, not a curated record. Gene Ontology annotation, molecular function: NADP binding; NAD binding; oxidoreductase activity, acting on the CH-OH group of donors, NAD or NADP as acceptor. NCBI's taxonomy places the organism in Eukaryota, Metazoa, Arthropoda, Insecta, Lepidoptera, Noctuidae.